AUGGCUACUGCACAUAGAGUUCUGCGUAGAAAUAGAAGACGCUUCAUUCUGCCUCGCCCACGGGUAUUUCGAGAUAGACUUAAUCCUCUAGAAAGUCUUGAAGAAGAUGAGGUCUAUCAACGGUAUAGAUUUCGGCCUGCAUCCAUCAUUUUCAUCACAAACGGCUUGAGUAAUACACUGAGCAGAGACACAGGGAGGAAUCAAGCAAUCCCCCCUCUAUUGCAAGUGCUAGUAUUUCUCCGUUUUAUUGCCACGGGGGCACAUUUAAGACUUGUGGGGGACAGCCUCAACAUCUCCGAGUCUUCCGUUGGGCGCAUUGUUAAAGACGUGGCAGGGGCCAUUGUCCAGAUAUUUCGACAUUUUAUAAACUAUCCAGCAGGAGAAAGGGUCGCCAAAGUCAUGGAAGGGUUCCGCAGAAUAGCAGGUACGUUGCAUUGUUUAAGUUAUCUACAAAAACAUGAGCGAUGUUGCGAUAGAUACAGGCAACGUGCACUUAACUGUACUUCCAAAAUGAUAUCUAUUUGA
This is a messenger RNA of Saccostrea cuccullata (small rock oyster), 525 nucleotides long. RefSeq lists its product as uncharacterized. Bases 1 to 525 code for a protein of 174 amino acids. The transcript has a single exon. Lineage: Eukaryota; Metazoa; Mollusca; Bivalvia; Ostreida; Ostreidae. The record is from RefSeq and is a predicted model, not a curated record.